Molecule: messenger RNA, 1897 nt
Organism: Cucurbita moschata (crookneck pumpkin)
Lineage: Eukaryota; Viridiplantae; Streptophyta; Magnoliopsida; Cucurbitales; Cucurbitaceae
Product: serine/threonine-protein kinase tricorner-like
Exons: 12
Coding region: 121-1692 (523 amino acids)
Biological process (GO): intracellular signal transduction; peptidyl-serine phosphorylation
Molecular function (GO): ATP binding; protein serine/threonine kinase activity
Source: RefSeq, a predicted model, not a curated record
UCUUGUUUCUUGAAGUGCGCAAGGAAGAAGGUGGUUCUAUACUUGUUUGGAUUCGUGGCUUUUGGGCGAAUGGGAGCUUGCGGAUUGAAUUGACGUUGUUUUAGUUUAUAGCGGAGUAAAAUGGAUGGUGGUGAUGGAACUGUGAGGCUUGGGGCUCUGAACUUGAAGCCGGAUCGGAGCGGCUUUGAUUUGGGACCUGAUGUGUCUGUUUCGUCUCCGGUGACCAGGCAGAAAGCCGCCGCUGCUAAACAGUUUAUAGAGAAUCAUUACAAGAAUUAUCUCCAAGGUCUGCAGGAUCGCAAAGAGAGACGGAGAACGCUUCAACGAAGAGCGCAAGAAGCUCAGGUAUCAGCUGAAGAACAGGAAGAGAUGUUGAGGAAUUUGGAACGCAGAGAAACAGAAUUUAUGAGACUGCAAAGACGUAAAGUUGGAAUUGAUGACUUUGAACAAUUAACAGUCAUCGGUAAAGGUGCAUUUGGUGAGGUUAGAUUAUGUCGUGCAAAGGGAACUGGGGAAAUUUUUGCCAUGAAGAAGCUGAAGAAAUCAGAGAUGCUUAGCCGUGGGCAGGUUGAGCAUGUUCGAUCCGAGAGGAAUUUACUUGCAGAGGUUGAUAGUCGAUGCAUUGUAAAACUCUUCUAUUCUUUUCAAGACUCUGAAUUCUUAUACCUUAUUAUGGAGUAUUUACCUGGCGGUGACAUUAUGACAUUACUAAUGAGAGAAGACGUUCUGUCGGAGGAUGUUGCUCGCUUUUACAUAGCAGAGAGCGUUUUAGCUAUUCAUUCAAUUCAUCAGCACAAUUAUAUACAUAGGGAUAUAAAACCAGAUAACCUGAUACUAGAUAAGAAUGGCCAUCUGAAGCUUUCAGAUUUUGGCUUGUGCAAGCCUCUGGAUGAUAAGUAUUCAAGUAUACUUUUGAAUGACGAAGAUUUAACAGCCCAGCAGGCCAAAAGUGAAGGUCAAGGUCAUACUGACACUAAUGGAUCCCAAUGGAUGAUGCCAAAAGAACAAAUUCAACAGUGGAAGCGUAAUCGCCGUGCAUUGGCUUUUUCAACUGUUGGGACCCUGGAUUACAUGGCACCUGAAGUAUUGCUUAAGAAAGGAUAUGGGAUGGAGUGUGAUUGGUGGUCAUUAGGGGCUAUUAUGUAUGAAAUGCUGGCUGGUUAUCCUCCUUUUUGUUCUGAUGAUCCAAGGAUGACUUUCCGCAAGAUAAUAAAUUGGAGAACUUGCCUGAAAUUUCCCGAGGAACCGAAAAUCUCAGAGGAAGCCAAGGAUCUUAUCAUUCACUUGCUAUGUGAUGUUGAAACCAGGUUGGGAACUCGAGGAGUAGAGGAAAUAAAGGCACAUCCAUGGUUCAAAGGGAUUCAUUGGGAUAAGCUGUACGAAAUGGAAGCUGCGUACAAACCAACUGUCACAGGAGAACUAGACACUCAGAACUUUGAGAAAUUUCCUGAAGUUCAAGACCCUCCAUCAGAUAUGCCAACUGUUGGCCCUUGGAGGAAGAUGCUAACUUCAAAAGAUACCAAUUUCAUUGGAUUUACUUUUAAGAAGUCAAACGUCAAAUCACUUGAGAGUACAGGUACAGAAAUUCAUUCGAACAUGUCAUGGAAAACACCGUCUCUAGUUUCCUUGUUGGGUCGAAUAGAUUUGCAAGAAACUGUGAUACCAGAAGUUGAGCAAAAGCAGGAAGGAUAAGACUUUCCUUCUUCUGUGAGUAAAUUUUGCUGAAAAGAAAUUACACAAUAUAUAUGAGGUUUGCCCACAGUAGUUUGAUAUUAUAUGAAGAUUAUUAUCACUUUUAAGAUAAUGCUUCACUUCUGAAUACUGUUAUAUUUCAUUACAACUGUAAAGAAAAAUAAGCAUCUGAGUUCAAUAGGAUUAAUUUUUCUUCUUCACAUCA